Molecule: messenger RNA, 738 nt
Organism: Phalaenopsis equestris
Lineage: Eukaryota; Viridiplantae; Streptophyta; Magnoliopsida; Asparagales; Orchidaceae
Product: transcription factor bHLH113-like
Exons: 4
Coding region: 136-627 (163 amino acids)
Biological process (GO): regulation of transcription by RNA polymerase II
Cellular component (GO): nucleus
Molecular function (GO): protein dimerization activity; RNA polymerase II cis-regulatory region sequence-specific DNA binding; DNA-binding transcription factor activity, RNA polymerase II-specific
Source: RefSeq, a predicted model, not a curated record
AGGGAUUUUGAUAAUCCAGGGAGACUAGACUCCAGGCUACGUCUGAUUUCCCAAAGCUGAACAUCCUUUGUCCGUUUCAACCAAUCUUCUCUCCCUCUACUUCUCUUUUGAUAUUUUAAUUACCAUCCCGGACAUAUGGCACCUUCAUCUUUCAGGUUUUUCUUAGGUUCUGGAGCUCCACCACAAAGUGCAAGAGAAGAAAAGAAGAAAAUGAUGAUGGUAACGGACAUGGCUAAUCAGAAUCCAAGAAUCCACCAUGAAUCCUUCCUUCCCCUUUCUAAAAGGCUCAGAACCGGACCUGCAAGAGAGGAAGCCUCAAUCUCAGCUAAAGAGAAGAAGGAUAAGAUAGGAGAAAGAGUAUCUGCACUCCAGCAUCUAGUUUCCCCAUUUGGAAAGAGCGACACGGCUUCUGUGCUCCAGGAAGCCGCUGCUUACAUUAAGUUUCUUCAAGAUCAGCUCCAGGUGCUGAGUACUCCGUAUCUCCGCACAUUUCCACACGGCAAAUUACAAGAAGGUGAAAAGAGCCGUAGCUUGAGAAACCGAGGGCUGUGCCUGAUGCCGGUUGAUGAAACUGUUCUUAUUGCUAGAAGCAACGGUGCUGAUAUUUGGGCGCCUAUUUCCAAAUAGCUAUUUUGAACUGAAUUUCAAAAAUGAUUUUUUUUUUUUCAAAUAGAAAAUGAGAUUGAAUGAUGUGUGUUUGUUGGUGAAAUGGCUGUCUGAAUUUGAUUAUUGUGUUUG